UAGAGAUAAAUUAAAGGCUGAACUUAAUGCUGAAAAAGUAUUAGUUCAAGAAAUGGUUAGUAAACAUAAAGAAGAAAUGGAAAUGAGAAAAAAGUGGGACAUCGUAAGUGACAAGGGCUCAAGAUCAUUGAAGGGGAAAGAGCUCACGUUUUCGCCAUGGUCCUCACAACACAGGAUAAAGCCAUCCUCUUUUCCCAGCACUUCAGGGUCUAAGACAAAAAGAGGGAAGACUUCAAGGAAGUCUUUAAAGCAAAAGCACUCUGAGGUAAGACCUGCUCCAGUGGCCACGUCCUGUGACACCUUCUUCUGCACAGGGGCUCCUGUGCUGUUAGCAAUAGCAAAACCGCAAUCAUACCUCACACCCAGCAUCAACAAGGCCGCCAGUCUCAACACACCUGAUUCUCCUGACUCCCUGCACACAUCUGGGCAGGGGCUCUGGGUGCUUUUCUCAGCACCAGUAUGUCUUUGUUAGGUCCCUUAAC
This is a messenger RNA of Myotis daubentonii (Daubenton's bat), 482 nucleotides long. RefSeq lists its product as uncharacterized. Lineage: Eukaryota; Metazoa; Chordata; Mammalia; Chiroptera; Vespertilionidae. The transcript has 3 exons. The record is from RefSeq and is a predicted model, not a curated record. Bases 53 to 472 code for a protein of 139 amino acids.